GAGAGGAAGUUCUUCAGGAACUUCUGGCAGAGCAGAAACCAGAGGGUUUUUUCUCCUCCUCUGGAGAAGUAGUGAAUCCAGUUCCGUUAACGGAGGAAUAGAGGGGGAACGUCAGCGAACCUGGGGGGAAACGCGAUUUGCGACGCUUUCUACGCCGUUUCUCUUAUGGAAAAACUGGGAAAAGAGUGAACUUUCCUCCGCGCGCCCCGAGGAAAACUUCACCGACAGAAGCGGCGAUGAGAUGCGAGUGAGCUAUGCCUUGUAGAAAUGGACAGAUUGUGUUUAAGCGAAAACAUGGCGUCUGUCUCCCAAAGUUUGGAUUAUUUUCCAGUCUGCUCUUUGCGCUCUGCUGCCUGGAGGCGCGCUCGGGCGUCGCGACAGACGGGAGAGCGUGCAGCCCGUGCCCGGGUAACUGCUCGUGCACGGCGGUGGGACAGCAAAACUCGUGCGUGGUUAAUUGUUCCAGCAUCGGACUCGAUCAGGCCCCAGCGGCGUCAGACCUACCGACCGACACGCACACUCUAGAUCUGUCCAGAAACCACAUUCUCUCAGUGGAUUCCAGCCUCUUUGAUCACCUCACUGCCCUCAAGGAGCUGUAUCUUCAGAGCAAUCGUCUGGUCACUCUUCCUCACGGGAUCUUGGACUGUGGGCCGUUAGCUGUGCUAGAUUUGAGCAACAACCAGAUCACCACCAUUGAGGAACGAACGUGUGAUCAUUUAUUUAAUUUAACUACGAUAGAUCUGAGCUUUAACCCGUUCGUCUGCGACUGUAAGCUGGUGCGCUUGGUGAGCUGGCUGCAGGAUCAGGGCGUUCGGGUGAAGCGACCCAACUCUAUGCUCUGUGACCGGCCGCCCGAGGUGAAAAACCAGCCGCUGCUCAACGUCAGUGUGCACACCUGCGGCCUGACGUACGCAGGCUGUCUGCAGGACGAGGAGCAUGCAGCAGGCGUGGAGCUGGUCAUCUUCUCCUCCUCCACUCCCGGUCCGUUCUCGCGUGAGGAAUGCAACUCUAAAUGCUUCCAUGACAGCCAGCGCUACGGAGGUCUGGGUCAGCAGAGAGAGUGUUUGUGCAGCACCAACUCCGAGCCCAAUCACAUCAGCGAGUCCCAGUGUUCGGCCGCGUGCUCCGACCCGCUGGUCAUGAAGGAGUGCCGCUGGACUGUGGCGCAGGAUGUGUUUCAGGUGAAUUUCUCGGCCUCUCUUCCUUCUCGCCGUGUGUCCGUUCAUUCAGAGGCUGUCCUGUCUGUCGCCUCAUCUGUCUUCCCUGCCUCUUUCUCAUGGGACUUCGGUGACCUUUCGCCCCGGGUUAACACCUCUACGCCCAACACCACGGCGAGGCAUAAGUACGGUGUCCCGGGACGGUACCAGGCUCAGGUGAGUCUCUCCGCGGGUCACCAGGAGAUCGUGGCGCAGGGGAACGUGAGCGUGGAACUGCCCCCUCGACUCGAGCUCCACUGCCCCGAACUCAUAGUGGCCAAUCAGAGCCUGGAGGAGGCGGUUUCUCUGGUCAACUGGGGCGGAGUGGGCAUAACCGUGGACUGGAGGAUCGCAAAGGAUGGGAGAGAGAUAGCAAGAGCGGAGCCGCUGUGUUUGCCAGAUGCGAUCCAUCACGCUGACUCAUCCCGCUGUUUCCUGUUGGUGUCGGAGGAAGUCAGCUGGUCAGAUGCUCGGCGGAAUUGCUCAGCCCGUGGAGGUGAACUCGCAGUGGUGCAUUCCCAAACCGUCCGGGACCUUCUGGCCCCUCGAAUCACACAGGAGCGCGGCGUGUGGUUGGGUUUGAGCGAUCAGUACUCUCCCCGUGUCCUGCGCUGGGUGGACGGUUCGGAGGUCCUGACGGGGGAGGAGGGCACAAGGGACCGGGCCACACUGCAGCCUGGAAAAGUGUGUGUGUCACUGGACGGCAGCGGGCAGCCCAGCUCACACCCCUGCACCGCCAGACGAGCGUUUGCCUGCCAGUUCACACGCCACGUGUGUGUUCCUGACGCCGCUGUGUAUGCGGUGGGCACCGCUGUGUUUCAUUCCCACAGUCCUCUGAACAGCCCCACUGCGACACACUCCUCGGUGCCCAACACACCUGCCAGGAGCGUCGAGCUGCUGCUGUUCCCUGGACUGAGUUUUGUGAACGCGGGGCGUCUGUCGUCUCUGGAGCUGAUCACACACUCUCUGAGCGCAAACACUCAGCUGCGCUUUCAGGUGUACAGACCGUACUGCCAGAGAUUCACACACAAGCUGCUGCCAGGUUGCGGUGACCUCUGCGCCCCCAUCACUGUCUGUCAGGCCCCGGAUGAGUGGAUCAACAACACCUCCAUCCCACCAGCAGCCACAGCGUGUCCAGCGGGACGUCAGUACUGUCUGUACGCUGAGCGCUGUCUGCCCUUGGCCAGCCCGUGUCAUCCCGGGGCUUGUGUGAACUGUUCUGGGUUCAGUCCUCUGCCUGCGGGCACACAGUACCCAGAUUACAGACUCGUCGGGGAGGUGCUGAUCUCCAUACCGGCCGGACCACCAUCCAACAUCCUGGUCCAGGACAACAUAGAGGUCCUGUUAGUUUCCCCUGGUGACUUCAUCGCCCUGCAGCAUGAUGCCGGACCGUCAGGCCUCCUCCAGUGCUCCUCUGAGCCCUCGUCACCAUGGAAACAGAGCGUGCUCAUCCAGAACCGCUCCGAUUGGUGGGAUGCAAACGAGACGCUGCAGGCGGAUGCAGAGGGCAGCUGGGAGGAGGGUGUGGUUUGCCAGGUGAGGGUGCUGUACGUGGGGCAUAACAGCACCGCGCUGCAGGGUCCCUUCCUUCACUCUGGCCUCCCUACGCUUGGCGACUACACUUUGGAAGUGACAUCCAGCGAUGAAGAUUUUCCCGUCACCGCAUCCUGUCCCAUCCACGUCAUUCCUCCUCUGGGCCCAGCCGUGAUCUAUCCCACCAAUCACAACGGGACGGUGUACUUCCUGCCCAAUCAGACGUGGAUUCUCGUCAUGGUCCGUUCGCAACAUGAUGCUCUGAUUGGCCAGCAAGGCAGCAAUGAGACCAUUCCCUUUCACAACUCUUGUCCCGAGAACCUGGUGGCAAAAGUGGCCGAAUGCAGGCAGCCCGGCCCGUACAGCGACACCAUGUUUGCAUGGUUUGACCUCCAGCUUGGGUCCACACCGGAACAGACCAACGUGCUGCUUCACAUCCAGAGCAACGUUACCAAAGCAUCGCUACAAAUUCAGGCGAGGGUGCAAGAACCUCUCCGGGGGCUUGUAAUCAAACCCCAUCCUGCUCACAGAGUCCUCAUGGAGUCCGUAGUGAGUUACAUAGCCUCUGUGGAGGGAGGUACGGACCCAUCGUUCGAAUGGACAGUGGAUGAUAAACCAUACUUCACAUACUAUAACAGCAUGUUAAAUAUCAUCUACCAGAACGCAGCAGUGUACAAACUCACGGUAACGGCUAUGAACCAGGUCAGCAUGCUGACAGAGGACUUCAAUGUCACAGUAGACCACAUGAACCCGAUGACUGAGCCGAUGGUCCAUGGAGUCCCCAAAAUCGUGCAGCAGGGUUUGCCCCUGAACCUCUCUGCGUCGGUGAAGAUAGACAUGGCAGUGGAUGUCAACUUCUGGUGGAAGUUUGGAGAUGGAGGAAACCGUACACAUCAGAUUAAGCCCCCUUACAAUAACCCCUCUAGUAACCAGGUGGUGAUUCGUGAUAAUGUGGAAUACAUUUAUGCACAGCCAGGGGAAUACACCCUGUUGUUCAGGGCUUCCAACCAUUAUGAGAACAAGACAUGCAAGGUUGAUGUAUAUGUCUUUAGCAUUCUGACUAGUGUGCGAAUCGAGAUUGACCCACUCCCACUACAUGCCGAUAAACCAGCUGACUUUGAGGCCCACCCACUACCGUCUCCCUACGGCAUCAUCUACACCUGGAACUUUGGUGACAAUUCGAGUGUACAGCUGGGGCGUGAACGUAGAAUUCCUCACGCGUACGCUCACAGUGGUGUCUACAAUAUCUGCGUGAAUGUCAACAACACCAUUAGCUGGACAGACACCUGCAUGGAAGUUAUCGUCUAUGAGGAUGUUAAGGGCUUGGAGGUGAUGUCAUCUGCUCCCACGGAACGCAACACGCCUACCGUUGUCACAGCAAGUCUGGAAGCAGGCAACAAUGUAACUUGGAGCUUUGACAUGGGUGAUGGCAUGGUGCACACGGUUAUGGAACCCGAAGUUGAAUAUACGUACAGGAAAGAUGGAAACUACACUGUAAAUGUCACCGCAAAGAAUGCUGUGAGCUCUCAAUGGGUCACCAUACCUGUUGAGGUGUUUGUGCUACAAGUGUUAUCACUAGAACCUCCCGGGUGCAUUCGGGAAAACAAAGAGGUACUCUUCCAUGCAUUUGUGUCAGGGAACGCUUCAGGACAUCAGUACGUGUGGAGUUUUGGAGAUGGAAGCCCCAACGAAACUCAGUAUGGAACGUCGAUGAUAACGCACAUGUAUGUUAAGAGUGGCGAGUACAAUCUCUCGCUACUUAUGUCAAGUGAAGCCAACAAGGCAAAUUUUUUCAGAAGGGUCUGCGUCCAACCUGAACUCACAACAGUGUCUUUGUCUUCUCUGAGAACACACAUCAAGCUUGAUGAGGAGAGCAGAUUUACAGUAGCUGCCAUCCCAGAAUUUAACUAUACCUACCUAUGGGAUUUUGGGGUACUUGACUCAAGAGGUCCUGUUCGAGGUGGUAAGGAGAUGGCCUUUACGUUCAAGAGUCCUGGGGAAUAUCUGGUUACGGUUACUGCGCUCAACAACAUCUCCUGUAUCAACGACUCUGUUUCAGUUGUGGUGCAACAAUCUGUCAGUUUUUUGUUGAUCAGCCAUAAUGGAGAUAAAGAGAACAAUCUUUCUUUACACCAAGACUAUGCUUUCAAGGCAUCUUCAGACUCUGAGAAUGCUGUCUACAUCUGGGAUUUUGGAGAUGGCACUCGACUUAAUGGGACAAACGUAUCACACGCUUACAAUUCCUCGGGCAGGUUUAACAUCAGUGUUACAGGCAAGAAUGAAGUGAGUGAGACCAAAAAUGAGAUUUCCGUUGUGGUCUUGGCCCCAAUCACAGGACUGUCAGUAAAUGCUAGCCUUGUUAAUGUCCCUUUGAACACUUCCGUUCACUUUGAGGCACACCUCAACCAAGGAGAUGGUGUAAGGUACUCUUGGAUUCUUUGUGACCGGUGCACAUCUAUCCAAGGCACUCACACCAUGUUCUACACAUUUCGCUCCGUUGGGACUUUCAAUGUCAUCGUUACUGCAGAGAAUGACAUUGGCACUGUUCAGUCAAGCAUUUCCAUCUUUGUGCAGCGUGAGUUGGAGGGCUUGCAGAUAGUGGCUGAUGAGCUUAUUGAAGGAUGCUUUUUUGCAACCAACCGUGUCCUUCACUUGCAAGCCUCAUUAAAAGAGGGCACCAAUAUGACCUUCAGCUGGAACCUUCUGAGGGAACAUGAAAACCAUGGCUACAACUACACGGGCAAGACCAUAGACCACAACUUUUCAACCCCUGGUCCUUGUGAUGUCGUCCUCAAAGCAACCAACUUGCUUGGCCAGCUGAUUGUGAACAAAACUAUUGAGGUUUUGGAUCCUGUAAGGGAGCUGGUCCUUAAGUUUUCACCAAACCCUGCUGCAGUAAAUGCCAUGACAAAUAUGACAGUAUUUGCAAGUAAAGGAACGUCGCUUCAUUACAAAUGGUGGGCAGAUGGUGAACUGUUAACAUCUGAUAUGUCCUCAGUCAUGCACCAUUUCAGAAGCACAGGUUUGAAACUGGUUAAAGUGGAGGUUUCCAACAAAGUCAGCUCAGAAGUGGUCUCAAAGAGGAUCAGCAUUCAAGAACCGAUCUCGGGAUUGACUUUCAUUGCCACAAAUGUUACAGAGAACUUUGUAGCUUCAGGGGACAAUGUUACUUUGCGUGGAGAAACACAGAUGGGCUCCAGCAUUUCGUGGAUGUGGCUAUUGCCAGACAACAUAAAAUCAAACAAGUGCACCACCUCCUACAUCUUCCCCAAACCGGGAAUUUUCACUGUGACUUUGAACGCCACUAAUGACAUCAACAGAGAAACAUACUCACGUGAAUUUACCGUUCAAGACCGUAUCCAGGGUCUGGAGCUCAAGACUAGCAAACAAAUUGCUGCAGUUGGUGAAAACGUUGAGUUUACCAUCUCUGUCUCAUCUGGAACUUCUGUUCAUUUCAUCCUGAGCAUUAGUGGUGAUGCAACUGUUGUUCUGACCAAUCAAACCUACAUCCAUCAGUUCACAAGUGUGGCCAAGUACUAUGUCAACCUUACUGCCUACAACCAAGUGAGUUCAGAACGAAGGACUCUGCACAUUGAAGUCAUGGAGCCUGUGACCAGGUUGACUAUACUGGACUGCUGUGAUGCCGCUAUACCUGUCGGUAUACCUAGGGCUUAUGAAGCGUCUACGCCGACACGUGAUCCGCUGACCAUUCUGUGGACCUUUGACCUUCAUCAUGGUCUUAAGAUCUCUCGGGUUGGCAAGUUGGUGACAUAUGCACCAGAACAGCCAGGCAACCUGACCAUAUUCCUUAGAGCAUUCAAUUCUUUAAAUGGAUUAAAUGUGACCAAGGUUAUACGAGUUCAGAACAUUAUCAGGUCAGCCGCCUUGGAUUCUCAACCAAGCGACACCUUCAUAAACAAGACGGUCAGCUUCCAUGUGGGAAUCACUCCCGUUUCCACUCCAGCAACAUAUCAGUGGGACUUUGGGGAUGGUACUUCUGCAGCUGUCACAACUAUACCUUCUCUUAGUCAUAUCUACAUCCUUCCUGGUCACUAUGUGGUGCGAGUUAAUGUCAGUAACCUGGUGAGCUGGGUUACAGCAGAGGUUAAUGUCAACAUCUCUGUCCUAAAGUGCGACGAACCAGAAGUUCAGAUCAUUCAAGCUCCACGACUCGCCAUCUGGCGUUACCAGCCAACCUUGGUAGAGGCCAAUGUGAAUUUAAAAGGUUGUGGCCUCUAUGGAGUAGAGUACCUCUGGGAGAUUCUCACCUCCCCUCGCUGUCAGGAUGAUGAAAAGAAAGGUCCACCACUGUCUAAGGUCCGUCUCCCCCCAGAAGUCAACGUCCGGAGGCUCCAAAUUUCAGUGCCCAAGAUGUCGAUUCCUGCUGGGAACUACACUCUAGUUUUUUCUCUGUCCUAUGAGGGGGUGCCACUACGGAAGGCAGCGUGUAUUCAACUUUCAGUAAUGUCCAAAAAGCUAGUGCCAAUCAUUGAGGGUGGCACAUACCGUGUGUGGUCCAAAACUCAAGAUUUGCAUUUGAGUGCAGAGCAAUCCUACGACCCGAACCUGGACCCAGAGAACCAAUCCCUGCUCAACUACCACUGGGAAUGUGUGAGCACCUCAAAGGGCCCAGCUCACUGCUCCACUUUGCAUUUUGGGUUGGGUCCGAGCGACCCGGUUCUGGGAAUCUCUGGUUCUGAACUGGAGGUAGAUGUUGAGUAUACCUUUCGCUUGACCGUCAGCAAAGAAGGCAUGACCCCAGAGUCCACAAACCAAACGGUGUGGGUGCAAAGCGGUCGCAUCCCAAUGGUGUCGCUGGAGUGUGUGUCGUGCAAAGCUCAGUCUCGCUACGAGAUCAGUCAGAGCUCUUAUGUGUACCUGGCUGGCACCUGCAAUAACUGUCACAGCUCACACAGAGGGCAUUGGACGGCGAUGACCGGCGGGAACGAGACGCUGGUGUUGGAUCUGAACACCACCACCACGGGCAGCGACAGCAUGAACCUGGUCCUGCGACAGGGCAUCCUCCGCGACGGAAAUUCCUACAUAUUCAGCCUCCACGUGACCGAUGACAGCAUGGACCGCGAGGGCGUGGCCUACAUCGAGCUCCACCCCAACCUGCCUCCAGCUGGCGGGACGUGUUCUCUGUGGGCGGACGGCGAUGGGCCUCAGGUGCACACGCUGCUGGAGAGAGUGCACUUCAACUGCUCAGGCUACACUGAUAUGGACGAGACAGAGUCUCCGCUGGUGUAUAGUCUGCUGGCGGUGCGCUGCUCCAGGCUGUACUGUGAGGAGUUCUGUGUGUAUAAAGGCACGAGUCCAGAACAUUCAGCCUUCCUGCCACCCGGCUUCAGCUCAGCCCAGUACCAGGUGGCUGCGAUUGUCAUGGUGGAGGACCACCAGGGGGCAACAGUCAUGGCCCAAAACAAGUCGAUGGAGGUGGUGCUGCCGGUGGUUCCUGACGGAUUCAGCUGUCUCCCUCACUGGCUCAGCAAUCUGACCGACUCUACCCUCAGAGAGCUGCUCCAUCAGGGAGACUCACAGAGAGUACGGGAGCUAUCACUCGCCCUCAUCACUGUCCUCAAUGAAUAUGAGCAGGGUUUUUCCCGCAGACGUGAGCGUGUGUCUAAGGCAGAGCGUCAGUAUCGUGUGAGCGUCAGAGGAAACAUCACCAGAGCGCUGACGUCACUGGACCUGACCACCGUCAGUGACAUCCAGCAGACAUCAGCGGCGCUCGCACAGUGCACGGCUGUGAGUCGAGAGUUUGUGUGUGAAGAGUGUCAGAACAGCACUCUGGACAAACUAGAGUCGAUGUUAGAGAUCCUGCAGACCGACACCAAACAGGGCACAGUCACCCCGACCGAGAUAGCAGACAACAUCCUCAAUAUCAUGGGUGACCUGAUCCACCAGGUGAGCCAGGCUGCCUCCUCUCCUCCUCUGGGGGCCGAGGACUACGAUGGCCUCUCCCAGCCGCCUCCGCUUCUCUUAGAGGAGCAGCAGCCUCACCCGCUGCGGGUGGCCGCUAAAGCCUACACCCUGUCCUCCGUCCUCAUGCAAAUCCUCAUGCUGGGCCGCGUCCUGAACGAGGAGCCGCUGAUCCUCCGCGGGGCAGAGAUCGUCGCUGCCGGCAAACGCGUCAACCCUCAGAGCCUGCUCUGCUACGGUGAAAGUGACACGGAUGAGUGCCGGCGUUUCUCCAUCCCGCGAGCCUUCAACAGCAGUCUGGGACGGGCAGCAGGGGGCGCUCUGGCGCCCAGCAGCGAGGACGGCAUCGUGCAGCUGCUGUUCCAAGUGGAGCCCAAUCCGUUUCCAUUCAACUACGUUGCCAAUUACACCGUGUCGACGGAGGUGGCGUCCAUGGAGUUUCGCACGGUGAACGGCACACAGAUUCCCAUCUCGGAUCUGGAAGACAGCCAUGCCAUAACGGUUGCAGUUAAUAACGGGAGCGUGGCUGGGCUGAACGGGAACGGAUUGGAAGCCGUCUUGCCACCGGCGGGAGCCGAGAACAUCAGCCGCUGCGGUUCAGUCAUCGUGAGGGUGAGCACGGGGAACACCAACAGACAAGCGGGAAUCUACGUCCAGCUCAACUUCACCGUACUAGACGAUUCUCCAGAGAAGUGGGUAUUGGAUCCAUUCAUCACAGCCUAUCUGCACACCUCCGAAUGGCCCAAUGAAUACAACAGCACUGACAGGAAACGCAUCACGCUCAAUAUGACGCGGGACCUGGACCACCGACUCUACACUUUCUUCUUGUCUCCAAAGUCCUAUGACACCACGCGUGAUCACUUCAUAAACGUGACCGUGGGCUGCGCCGCCGACCAUCAUCAUAUCAUCCUAGGUGGCAGCGUCUUCACCUCGCUGUGUCAGUAUUUCAGCGAAAGCACCAAUCAGUGGCGGACGGACGGCAUGGAUCCGCUUCCCGAGACCACCAGCAGCCUAGCCACGCAUCACACGCAUCAUCUCACCGCUUUCGCCGCCAGCCUGUUCGUUCCCGCCGACGCCGUCUCCUUCAUCAUUCCUGAGCGUUCGGUGACUCGUAGUCUGGUGGUGGUGUUGGUGUGUGUGAUGGGACUGCUGUGUUACGCCGUGGCUGGCGCUAUAAUGCACAAGCUGGAUCAGAUGGACCUGAGACGGGCCUCUGUGGUGCCGCUGUGCGGGAAGGACGGGCUGUACAAGUACGAGAUCCAGGUCAAGACCGGCUGGGCCUACGGAGCAGGAACCACGGCUCACGUCGGCAUCAGUCUUCACGGCAGUGAGAGCCGCAGUGGACACAGACACCUGGACAGCGUCGGCGCGUUCGCUCGAAACAGCCUGGACAUCUUCCACGUGGCCUCCGACAGCAGCCUGGGCAGCGUGCUGAAGAUCCGCGUGUGGCACGACAACAAAGGUCUGUCUCCUGCAUGGCUGCUCCAGUAUGUCCUGGUGAAGGACCUGCAGACGGGCAGCAGUUAUUUCUUCCUGGUUGAGGAAUGGCUCUCGGUCGACAAUGAGAAAACGGACGGCAGAGUCGAGAUAGAGGUGGAAGCCUCAGAGGAGGCGGAGCUGCGCGAGCGGCCGCGGCUGCUGUCCUGGGAGCUACAGAGGGCCGUGUGUGAGAGUCACGUGUGGUUUUCGCUGUGGGAGCGUCCUCCACGGAGCCCCUUCACACGGCUGCAGCGGCUCACCUGCUGCGCUCUGCUCAUGCAGCUCUGCAUGCUGGCCAACGCCGUGUGGUUCGGCACCGUCUCCUACGCCAACAGCUUUACGCCGGUGUCUGCGCUGGUCUCGGUGAAUGCGGAGACGCUGUGGGCGGGGCUUGUGAGCUGUCUGCUGGUCUAUCCCCUCUAUCUGCUCGUCUUCUGUCUGUUCAGACUCAGCCGCAGUAAGGUCUCUGUGGAGCAGCUUCCUCCUCAGGUGGACCAGGAGUCUCUGGAGAUCGAUGACUUCCUGGAUAACUCACUGACAGGAAGCUCUUUUCUGAUGCUGAAUGGCGGUCCUGGAGAGACAUACUCAGAGGAGACCAACAUUGACCUGCCCACGCCGUCCACUAAGAGUCUUCAGAGGUGGAGCAUUCCUGAAUGUGAUUGGCCGGAUGUGUUGACCGACCCGUCUGUGGAGAUGGGGCCGGUGUUCCCGCCGAGGCUCAAGAGAGGUCAGGGCAGCAGACAUCUGGGUGUGGACAUCCCCUUCAGUCCCGACGAGGAGGACACUGUCUAUGACAACAGCCACAGGAACAAAUACUUCUCCUCCUCAGAUGAGGAUCUAAUCAAGCGCAUUCUGGCCGAUGGACAGCUGCUGUCUCAGACGGACAGUGACAUGGGUGAUCUCUCCAGUGUAUUCGGUGAUAAGACGGAGGUGAUUCUACUGCAAAAGAUGAAUGAACCUGUUCCGUGUGGAACAUUUAGACGAGACCCUCCCAAAACUGCCUUUACUUCACGCACAGUGGUGACGGAUGUGUGUAAGCCCAGGCCGUUUCCUCCUCUGUGUGGAUUGGCUGCUCUGUGGGCCAGCUGGGUGGGGCUUAUCCUGUCCAGCAGCCUAUCAAUGUGGCUGGGGCGGAGCUUCAGCGAGGGUGUGGCUCUGAUGUGGCUCAUCUCCUGCAUCGCAGAACCUCUGAAGGUGUUGUUAGAGGGAGUGUAUUUCUCUCUGGUCGUGGGUCGUCUGAGAGCUGAGGAGCAGGAUGUUCUGGUUGACUGUCCUCGUGUGGAGAGAGUGGUUCAGCGGAUCCCGCGAGUCAGGCCUCCGCAGGGGUUCGCUCUCUCACAGGCCCGAGAGGAGGCGCGCAAGGUCCGCCUGCUGCACACCAUGCUGAAGGGUUUCCUGCUCUACAUGUUGUUCCUGCUGCUGGUUUUACUGCUCAACUACUCAGACUCGGGCAAAGACGCCCAUCGCCUACCACUUCACACUCAACUGCAGGAGCACUUCCUCACAGAACACUUCAACAACAUCAGCAGACGUGAAGAUGUGUGGGCGUGGCUCUCAGACUCCCUGUUACCACGGUUACUGGAUGGACCUGACCUGAUGGAGAAGACUGGCAGCCUGCUGAUAGGUCGACCCCGCCUCCGACAGCUGAGAGCUCAGCCAGAAUGCCCCGUCAUUGGCUAUUUCCCAGCAGCCUCGUGGUUUGGGUGUGUCCCGGCCAGGUGGGCGGAGUCAGCCUCAGAAUUGGUGCAGAACUGGAGUAUCAGUACAGCUCAGAACAGCGGUGUGUGGCACUGGGGGCAGGUGUCUGUCUACAGCAGCGCUGGAUUCGUGCAGGAUCUCAGCAGGACCAUGCAGGACUCUAGAGCUCUGAUCAAACAACUCAACACACACCAGUGGCUCGACCCACUGACCAGGGCUCUAUUCGUGGAGUUUCCCCUCUAUAACAUCAACACCGAUCUGUUGGCCGUCUUCACGUUCCUGCUGGAGUUUCCUGUAUCUGAGCAUGCUCAGUUGAGUCUGGACCUCAAAACCUGCAGCCUUCACACGCUCAGUCACGGCAUGGACCUGCCACUGUUCCUCACGCUCCUCCUGCUGGUCUUUGUGAUCUAUUUCUCUGUACGUGAGGGCGUGGUUGCUUGGAAACAGGGGCGUGGUUAUUUCCUACGUUUGUGGAACGUAGCAAGUGUUUGCAGUCUGCUGUUGGCGAUUUGUGUCACCUCGCUACACCUGAGCCGCUCUGUACUGUCCGCCCACCAAUGGGGGUCAUUUCUACAACAACGGGACACUUUUACGGACUUCUUUCCUCUGGCUCAGCAGAACCAGGUUCUGACCCAACUCAGCGCGACUCUGCUCUUCCUGCUGAUUCUCAAGGCAUCACACCAGCUGCGUUUCAUGAGAGAAUGGGGUGUUUUCGGGAGAACGCUAAGGAGAUCUUUCUGGGAGCUGCUGACGGUUGCAGUCACUCUACUCGUGUUCCUGUUGGCAUACUCACACACCGGACACUUGCUUUUCCACUCUGUCAUGGAGGGCUACGGAACUGUUAGCUCUACUUGCUUGAAGUUACUAGGCUGUAAUGGGCAUGGACUGUUGUCAUGGCGACCAGACAGUGGCUCCUCCCCAUGUUCUGCUUCCUGUUUCAUCUUCUACAUUAGCUUCACUCUCCUCCGACUAGUAUUACUGUGGCUUUUGAUCUCGGCGUUGCUAAGGAACUAUCGUCGGGCAAGGGCAGAACUGUACCGUCCAGCCGUUGACCUGCAGGACUAUGAAAUGGUGGAGUUGUUCCUGCGACGCCUCAAAAUGUGGAUGGGGCUCAGCCGUGCUAAAGAGUUCCGGCACAAGGUGCGGUUUGAAGGUAUGGAGCUCCCUCCUUCACGUUCCUCUUCAACUAGUGACUGCAAGUCCUUGUGUCUUCCUCCUCUGGACACUCCUGAGGCUCCCCCAACUCCCGACAGCAUUGACGGAGGAUCUGAGGCCUCCUGGCAUCCCACAUCCAGCAGCCCUUGCAGUUUGGCUGAAGCCCCAGGUCUAGGACUUGGCCUCACUUUAGGUCUUGGGGUGAUAGUUGGAGGCCAAGGCUGGAAAGAGAAAGCUGAGAUGGAGGCAACACUCCGCAGAAUCCUCCCAGCAUUCGAUGCUUUGCUUCUGCAGCUGGACCGGGUAACCCACGCCACAGAGGAACUGUAUCGAACAGAGUGCCGCCUAGAGAGACUGCUGAGGAAGAGUAGAGGACGGGGCAGAGGGGUACGCCGCCACAGAAGUCUGGAAUCUGCAGGACAGAAGAGACAUAGAUACAACGGGACAGACAGGAGUACACAAGUGGCAGAGAGUAGCUUAUGUCCCCCAAGAACUGUAAUAAGUGCACCUGCAUCCGAGAGAAAUCCUCACAAGAGAGAUCGGAGGUCAAGGAAAUCAGAGAAGUUCUCACAAACCACAAGUGCUCUUCCCACAAGCCUCAAUAAGAUGGACUUGAGUCCCCACAGGACCGAUAGUCACCAAAAGACUCAAGAAACCCCUAGUACGAUGGUGGCAGAUGUUGACAAGACUGAGAAAGACCCUUGCAAGGUGGACUCGAGUCCCCUCAAAGCAAGUCCACCUGAGGGGGACAGUAGUCAACCUAGAGGCCAAAAGGCUAACAAGACUUCUCAUAAAGUAAAAGGAACCUCCAACAAGGUGGACCCAAAUUUCCAAAGGGAUUCUGAGGUUGCUGGCUGUGCCAACAAACCAGUCCCUACCCCUGUUCCCACACCAGCGUCUGCUUACUCAACUGCUCCUGUUUCUGCCGUAACUACCCCUGUACCGAUCCCUCGCUCCCACGAGUGGAUUUCUCCCACCAACAGCGAGAACCUUCCCUCCAGCGUUUUCCGGCACCCUGCACACACUACUACGAAUCCCACCCGCAAACGCAAGCACAAACCUCCCCCACUUAAAAAUAAGGUGCACCCCAACACAGACAGACCUAUCUCAGGACACCCCAAACCUUGAGACCCAAAGGUUCCACCAGUCAGUACACAAGUACAGGCAGGAAUUUGGAAUUGAGUUGUAAGGCUUAGGAACUCAAGGAAUGUUGAAGCUCAAUUUCAUGAAGAAAGGAGGACCUGGUGACAGCAGGUUUUGUAACCAGGCCCACAAGAAGAGCGAAAGCAAUACUAGUUGCUUAAAACCAAAUAAUCCACCAUAGCCUUAAGUUCCAACCCACAAGUCCUUUGAUUUUUAACGCCUUACUAAAAGUCUCAAGAUGGAAACUGGGUGCAGGUCACCAUGGUUUCUACAAUCCUCAAGACGUUCCAGUUGAUGCAAGUUGCCCUUUUCCUUCCCCACUUGCAGUGACCUCAAGUCCAACCUCUUGACCCUGGUGGUCAACUGGGUUGAAACCGACAAGAGCACACCUUGUGCUGUUGCAACAACCAAACAAACUCUUGAAAGAGACAGUGAAGGACUACAGCAGCAUGCCUGUUGAUGCAGGAUGGCUAAAGCUUGAUGGUAUUUGUUGUACAAUGUUUUUAGUUAUGUUUGAUGAAACUUACUUUUUUAUGUUGUUAAAGGAAGCUAUCUUAAGGUCAUGGGUAUAUGUAUCGCCCAUUGAUGCAGAAUAGGCACAGCUUAUUCAAAAAGGGCUCACACUGACAAACUCGCACACAUACAGACAUAAAAACACAACCAGAUUGCAGGUACAUAUUUGAUGCCAUUACAUAAAUAUAGAGCUAUGCUUCGAGGUACUUAUGCAUAAUUCAUGCUUCUUAAUAUAAUGGCAUGUUGCGACAAAUAGACACAAAAACAUAUCAGAAAAUAUAUGAACUUGUACAAUUUACCCACCUACACUUAUACACUCACACUAACAUACUUCUGAAGAGGCCAUCAGGGUGCUAAACAACUAGUAAUCCUCAGGAUUUCAAAUAUAUUUCUCUGACAUGAUUGCAUGUCAGCUCCAUUCAGAGGUUUCUCAGAGCGAAACGGACCAGAGGGCAAAUGAGAAAAGAAGAAAUUAGAAGGAAAACUGAGAGUAGGGAAAGCAUGUCAGUAAGUGUGAAUUUAAAGGGAGACCAAAAAUUUGGGAUAACGUAAUAGUAGGACGUGAAAUGUUAGAUGAAGUAAGGAAAAAGUUUAGACAGAAUUAAGACAAAGGUACGUCCCUCAUUAAAGCACAACUCCCAGAAUUCUCUGUAUGGGGAUUUGUUAUUCCAGCAGGUAAAAGCGAUGUUCCAUAAAGCAUUAUUAUUGUUAAGUAGUUUGUUAAUGAAUGAAAAACCAGCUUGUGAUAAAUGGAAGUAUGUUUGUUAAUGCCUUCUAUGAUGUUUUGAAGUUAAUUUAAAAAGCACUUUGUAUUGAUGUUAUAAUAUGAAUGAUUGUGAUGACAUCGGUGUGAUUUAAUUUGAAUGUGUUAUGGAAAAUGUUUUGCAGAAAUAAUAAAAUAAGCUUGGUACAAACAUAAGAGAUAGUUACAACAGCAUUACUCUUCGUAUAAUUUUGCCAAAGCUUGCAACUCAAGUAACAAGAAGUUAACUUAAGUUUCUUUUGAACUUAGCACUUUAUUUCCAUGUCAAGCUUUAGUGCUUUGCCAUAUUUAAACUAGUAUGUACUAUUUCUUCACAUACAACUUUCCAGAACUAUUCUCUUUGAGUAUUAUACACAAGCUGCAUCAGGAUAUUAACUACCAUUCAUGUAUUUGUUUCUACAAUGUGUUGAUUUUAUUUCUUUUGUGAAGUACUAAAUCUUUGUUUACCGUGAUGAUUCUCAGGGACCCUCUUUUUAAAAACCCAAACCAGGAUUUCAUUUUUUUUGUUUGUUGUUUUCGGCUUUAAACAAUACAUGUAUUGAUUUGAUGAUUAGCUUAAGCACUCGAAAAUAUCCACUACAGGGAGUUUUGAUUCUGUCAGAGGUCACUUCCACUACAGUAACGUUCUUAUUCAGGCCAUUCCAGAUGAGUUUUAGAAAGGUCAUGUUUAUCUGUAAAUAUUGGUGUGCCCUUAUGUAAAUAUUGUAUUCGAGUGAGAAUGCAUUGUUUUAAUCUCGUUUGCCUUAACCGCACUGAAUAGAAAUUUCAGUACACAAAAUGGAUCGCAGUAUGCACAAUCAUUUCACACAAAUGCUUUGGCCAAAGGAAAAAAUAAGACCCAAAAAAGGUAUGAAAGCUUUGCUAUUUCCAACAGAACUAUACACAGCAAAAGCAGUCAUUUUAAAAUAUAAUGGCUUUUUAGUUCUUUGCAGGAUAGUAUUAGCGCAGAAAUAUUUCUUUUUGUCAGAAAAAAUAAAAUUAAAAAUCAUGUCUGCCAUUUCAAACCAGUCACACAUGCCAAAACAUACUUGCAUGAACUAUUGUAAAGUCUUAUUUUUUGGUAUUAAAUGCUGAAGGUACAGUAAUGUGUUGAUUGAAGGUUUGACAUUUUGUUUUGAAUUGUGCUGUUGUACUUGUAACGUUGUAGCACUUCGCUUUACAUGCUUUUGCACUUGACAAAGUCAAAUAAAGAGUCUGACAGCUGAG
Molecule: messenger RNA, 16608 nt
Organism: Cyprinus carpio (common carp)
Lineage: Eukaryota; Metazoa; Chordata; Actinopteri; Cypriniformes; Cyprinidae
Product: polycystin-1-like
Biological process (GO): kidney development
Cellular component (GO): membrane
Molecular function (GO): protein binding
Source: RefSeq, a predicted model, not a curated record